This is a messenger RNA of Labeo rohita (rohu), 6875 nucleotides long. RefSeq names its product G protein-coupled receptor kinase 6 (gene grk6). Gene Ontology annotation, molecular function: G protein-coupled receptor kinase activity; ATP binding. Lineage: Eukaryota; Metazoa; Chordata; Actinopteri; Cypriniformes; Cyprinidae. Bases 133 to 1860 code for a protein of 575 amino acids. The transcript is spliced from 16 exons. Gene Ontology annotation, biological process: protein phosphorylation; regulation of signal transduction; signal transduction. Gene Ontology annotation, cellular component: plasma membrane; cytoplasm. The record is from RefSeq and is a predicted model, not a curated record.
GCGGAGAGUCAUUCAGGGUUAAUAAUAUUCCGCCGUGGGGGGGAGCGGGGGAGGACACACACACACACACACAUAAACUGCCAACCCGGCGACGAGGUUGGGCCUGCGGUGCCUGCCUGCAACCCAGGAAACAUGGAGCUCGAGAAUAUCGUGGCCAACACUGUUCUGCUAAAGGCGAGAGAAGGAGGGGGUGGGAACAGAAAAGGCAAGAGCAAGAAAUGGAAACAGAUGCUUCAGUUCCCUCACAUAAGCUUGUGCGAGGAGUUACGUCAGACUAUAGAGAAAGACUACAACAGCCUUUGUGAGAGGCAGCCAAUCGGACGCUUGCUAUUCCGGCAGUUCUGCGACACCAGGCCGGAGUUGAGGCGUUGUGUCAAAUUUUUGGAUGCUGUGGCGGAGUAUGAAGUAACGCCAGAUGAGAAGAGGAAGGAAUGUGGACAGGAACUCCUAGACAAGUACCUCAACCCAAAGUCAGACGACUAUGUCCCUGAGGUAACAGAAGAGAUGGUGACUAAGUGUGCAGAACGCUUGCAACAGGAGGCAUGUAAAGAGCUCUUCAUGGAGUGCACCAAACUGAUCCAUGACUUCCUGAGCAUGGCCCCCUUCGCAGACUACCUCGAUAGUAUGUACUACAGUCGCUUCUUACAGUGGAAAUGGCUUGAGAGACAGCCAGUCACAAAAAACACAUUCCGUCAGUAUAGGGUUUUGGGAAAGGGAGGCUUUGGCGAGGUCUGUGCAUGCCAGGUGCGGGCCACAGGGAAGAUGUAUGCCUGCAAAAAGCUGGAGAAGAAACGCAUCAAAAAGAGGAAAGGAGAGUCCAUGGCCCUGAAUGAGAAGCAGAUUCUUGAGAAAGUUAACAGUCGGUUUGUUGUGAGUCUCGCGUAUGCAUACGAGACGAAAGACGCCCUGUGUUUGGUGCUCACGCUGAUGAACGGAGGGGACCUGAAGUUUCAUAUCUACCACAUGGGAGAGGCAGGUUUUGACGAGAAGAGAGCCGUGUUUUAUGCUGCUGAGAUCUGCUGCGGGUUAGAAGACCUCCAUCGGGAGAGGAUAGUAUACAGGGAUUUGAAGCCAGAAAACAUACUACUGGACGAUCAUGGUCAUAUACGUAUAUCAGAUCUGGGCCUGGCUGUGCAUGUACCAGAAGGUCAGACAAUCAAAGGCCGGGUGGGAACUGUGGGGUACAUGGCCCCAGAGGUGGUGAAGAAUGAGCGUUACACAUUCAGUCCAGACUGGUGGGCUCUCGGCUGUCUCCUCUAUGAAAUGAUCGAGGGCCAAUCACCUUUUCAGCAGCGCAAGAAAAAAAUCAAGCGAGAGGAAGUGGAGCGGCUAGUGAAGGAGGUGGAGGAAGAAUAUUCCAGCAAGUUCUCAGAGGAUGCCCGAUCACUCUGUAAAAUGCUGCUAGCCAAAGACCCUAGUGAGAGGCUUGGCUGUCAGGGGGACGGUGCCUCAGAGGUGAAAGCCCACUCUAUUUUUCGUUCCAUCAACUUCAAGCGGCUUGCAGCAGGCAUGCUCGAAGCACCCUUUAUUCCAGAUCCUCAGGCCAUUUACUGUAAGGAUGUGUUGGACAUCGAACAGUUCUCUACAGUGAAAGGGGUGGAGCUGGAGCCGAAAGACGACUCCUUCUACAGCAAAGUAUCUACUGGAAGCGUUCCCAUCCCCUGGCAAAAUGAGAUGAUAGAGACGGAGUGCUUUAAGGAACUUAACAUCUUGAAUUUUGAUGGCACUGUGCCCCCAGACCUGGACUGGAGAGGUCAACCCUCGCCCCCUCCCAAACAGGGCUUACUGCAGAGACUCUUCGGCCGGCAGGACUGCUGUGGAAAUUGCAGCGACAGUGAGGAGGAGCCCACAAGGCUUUGAAGGCGUGGCCUGGCUGUGGCUCCUCCCCUACACCACUGAGGAUCUCAUUUGUUUACAGUUUUUGCACAUUUGUAUUUUUAAGAUAGCUCUAUAUAAACAUUGGAAUGUGUAUUUUCACUAUAUAGCCAUGCAGUGUAUCUUAUUUAAAGUCAUCGAAAUGAAAAAGACAGGAAAAAGGGUCCCAAUUAUUGUCCUUUAUCAUGUGUGACGUGUGGAAAGGACAGAUCGUUCAACACUGCUCAAGUCUCAAACACGGUUGACCCAACCGAUCUUGUACAUUUCGUCAGUAUGUCUUGCAGCCUCUUUGCGCUUUUUUCUUUUUCUGUUCUUGUACGAUUUCACACACAUGUACAGUAUGCACUCUGAAUAUUUGUUUUAGACGCGGGGAGCAAAGGAAAUUUGCUUUUGCAGAUAUUUUUAUAUUUAUAUUUUGAAUUUUAUUUUCUUAUGGUAAUCUCGACAAUCAAAUGACACCAUUUGUAUAAAACAGUGAUAAAUGUGCAUUAAUGGAAUUUAAAAAAGCAAAAACAGGAAGUGAUUAUAAACAGAGGGAAAUUUUAACAUCAUAAAUUCUCUACCAGAAGUCUCAAAUAAGUUAUGUAAGGUUACUUAGCUAGAGAUACCUAGUAAACCAAAUAGGCGUGACUAAAGUGCAUAUAUGUACAAUAACAACUGCAGACAGUUGUACCAUGUUGUAAAUAUGCGACACUCAUCUGUAAAGUCUUCAGUGCGUCUUCCUGCUAAUUCUUCUCUGAAAAAAUUGGGAAAAACAUCCUGAUUAUAGUCCUGUGUGGCCCAUAUGUUACAAAACGAGUCGAACCAUGAGGCAUUAUUUUCCAUUUACAAUAUAUUUCACAACAUAACUGGUAAAAACAUGACAGUAAUUUGUCAUUCCAUCUCUGAAGACCGAAAAACUUUAAUUAAGGCCUGUUUCACACUGCACACGUAAGCAGAGCGUAAGCAGUGCAUAUUUUUUCCCGGCGGCCAUGCUGAUGGAUUUAAGCUUUCACACUAGAUGCUGAGGCGAUUCGGCAACGCAUAGCAGGAACAGAGCAGAAGUGGCGGUGCCGCGAUUGUUCCUGCACAAGUCUAUUUUUGCACUGCUCACACUGAAUUAAAAUGACAGUGUAUCGUUUUUGUCAAAAUACACGUUGACAAAUUAACAAAUUUACCAGAACAUUAUAAAAGUGAUGUCUACUGUGUUUCACACAGUCAUCAGUAUAGCUUAAGUUUAAGAUUCAUUUUACUAUAAAUUUAUUUGGUAUGUGUGGGAAGGGAAAAAGGUAGCAUCACAUCAGAGUAUGCUGCCCCUUAUAAAUUAAAGCAUGCGGCAGCUAGUGUUAAGAGGAGACCACCUUAAACAGGCAAAACAAGGGACAGCACUCGUCUUACCCAUUCUUGAUGUUGCAGGACACAAGCCACAUUUCAGAUCGCGGCGUAAAGGCACAAUGAGCCUGUGCUGUUUGUGCUCUUCAUACGCGCAGCUUUCGCACUGCAGUCGCUCUGCUUACGCAUCCCGUGUGAAACGGGCCUAACGCCUGUUUCACACAUACUCCGUCUGCAGUGCGUAUGCAGUCCGUGUGCGUUACGUAUGCGGUGCAGAAGCAGCACGGACUCAUUUUGCUUCCACAUAGGACACGUUUGCAGUCCGCUCCUGAUCCGCGGCUGUUUACCACAAACACAAUACAUGUAUCCGUUAUUUUGAUUUCAAAUCCAUACGUGCUUUUUCAGCAUUGCGAUCCUUUUUUAUCACAGUACACUAAUACAAUCGUUCAUAGACAUAUUCACGUUUAAACUCUGUUCAUUUUUACCGCGAACAAUGAGCUGUCACUUUAAUUCAGCGUAUGUAGCACAGCAAAAAUAGACUCGGUGCGGAAACUAUCGUUGCACUGCUGCAGACACACUUCUCCUGGAACGCACUGCCGGAUCGCAACCGCGUGCAGUGUAAACGCUCUAAUCCGUUAACAUAUAACAAAAAAUACGCACCGCGUACGCACUGCAAACGGAGUAUGUGUGAAAUAGGAGUGACAGUACGUUUACACGGGGCAUCGGCGUCAACACUUAAUGGAGGGCGUGGCUGAAGCUUGGUGCUGAUGCGACCAUCAUAGUGGCAACAGCCAAUUACAUUACUUUUCUGGUGUUGCAUCAGCGCGGUUGGCUAGCGUCUGCACUAGUAUAUUUGCAUAAGGCGAUCUGAUUGGCUGAAGCCUGCGUUGCCCUUCGAAAAGUUAACACAUUUUCAACUUCUGCCCUGAGCAACAUCAAUGACGCGACGCAACGGACGGCAACGCUUGACAUCACCCUAUAUGAAGUUUCAAACGUAGGUUCGGGAGGUGCCUAAUCAUUCAGUCCUGUCAGUCAUCAUUACCAGCCUAUAUAAGCAGCUCUUUUUGCAUCGUCCCAGCAUCAGUUCUUCCAGCAUCCCUCCUCCUCCCCUUUACCUCCUCUAUUUCUGUUAUCCUCCCUCUAGGUAAUAUCGCAAUGGGGGGUUGAACUCAGCGCUCAAGCCGAGCCUCGGGUUCGAGCCUCCAUUAAGAACAGCAAGCCAAGUUUGUUUACCAUUGCCCAUCAGGACUGGAUGGGCAGGUGAACUGGUGAAUCAAAGUAAAGGAGAGGCGUUUACGCUGACGCCCAGUGUGAAUGCACCGUACUACUCGACUGAUGCUCAGCUUGUCAUCAUCGCUGAACAGUUCAACCUGCUAAUAGACAUUAUAAAUGUUGAUGUUUUAAAAGUAGAUAUGGGCUGCGUAUAAUUUAAUUGCUGCUUUUUUAUAUGUAGGUCAAACUAAAAAUCAUUUGCCAAAAAGAAAUGUUUUGUUUUGUGUUAAGUAUCCCCUGCAAUCACAAUAAGCUUUUUACAUUUACAAUUGCUUGGAAACAUGAUGUCUUGGGAACUUUGUUGUAAAUUUAAUCUCUUGAUGCACUUAAGACCAAACCAGUUAAAUUUUUGUCCUCCGUCUUCAUAGAAGGUGCCUUUUGAAGUAUUAAGGUACUCGUCAUUAGGGAUUUUGUUAGAAUAUCAUGUUUUUGAGUUAGCUUAGCUUUUUACACACACAUGUUUCUUUGCUGUUGUUUUACCUCAGAUAUUACUGUGCCCUGUGGAUGUUCUUUUUUUAUUCUUUUUAUUUUUCCAAAACUUGUGAAUUCUUAUGUUGGACAUCGUAGUAACUCGCAAAAGCUUUGGGACUUUGUAUUGAAGCCUAGCUGAAUGCGUAACAUCGGUGACCUGCCAACUCAAGGGUCUGUAAACAUAACGUGCUUUGGAGGAAGUCCAUGGAAGUACUGUCAGAUAAUGACAUGACGGCUCCUCGACUGUCAACACAUUUCUCAUCCAUCUGCAGUUUACGUUAAUUCUCUUGGAUAAACUCAAAUACAUUCCAGUCUACCACACUGUACAGUUGUAAAUUUUAUUUAGUUUUUUGUUUGUUCUUUUUGUUUAUUUAGCAAUAAUGGAUUUUAUAAGUAUAACUACUAUAUAAAUGUGUAUAAAAUGAUAACAUUUCGAACCUAGAGCGAGACGGAACUUAGUUUGACUCGAUGUUUUCCUGAGCCAGGGCUUUUAACACUGUGAAGUGAUCAUUUCUGUCACAGUUGUACAUUUUGUUUUUCUUUUGUGCAAUGCACUGAUAUUUUUUGUUUGUGAAUUUAUAACUGUGUAUGUACAGUUUGUGUGCCUAAAUGCUGUAUGUCUGAGCGUAUGUGCGCUCUUACCCGCACUGCAUGUGCCCAUAUUCUUUACCAUAACCACUAGUGAAUGACAUUUUUUGCCCUAAAUGAGUGAAAUGUUACGUUCCAGGGAAGCUUUCAGUGUUUGUUUGUUUCUUUUCUAAGAGGAAAGGUGGAGAACUUCAGGCUCACUGAAAAUAAAGUUUUCUAUUAUUAGUAAUGCCAGUCAUUUCAGUAUCACUGAUUUCAUGUUUACCUCAAGGCAGUGGUGGAGCUAAACUCAAAAUUUCAUACAAAACAAGACUUGUACUGAGAAUUAGACAUGCUAGUGCUUUAGAGGUCAGUGUCAAAAUGAAAACGGCGAACUUCCAGCCACAUUUGUCAGUGUUAUUAAUUAAUUUUAGCUGUCAACAAUAAAAACAGACCCCGUGAUAUGAACUCUGCCAUAUUAGUACUUCUGUUGUUUUUGAGAAGAGUAUAGACAAGUGAGAUUAUUCCUACAUCUUAUAAGCCUCAAAGUGUAUGGUGCCAGUUUAAGAAUCAUUUUCCAUUGGCAAACAACAUGCCAUUGAGGGCUAUAGAAUCAAAUACGAUUUUUUUUCUAACUGUGUAUAAUGUGCUAAUUUGAGUAAAGAAUGGUAUAUAACUGGAGGAUCUGGCCAUUCUAAUUCGUCAAUGUGCCAUUUUUUUUUUUUUUUUUUUUUUUUUUUUUUUUUUGCUGACAGUGAUUUAAUUGUAAUUUUAACAUAUCUGUGUUAUUUUAAAGCAACAGUUUUAUUGCCUAAUAUGUAUGUAGAAGUCAUUUGAGGCCAGAAGAAUUUGUUUUGUUGCAAUGAAAACUUGUCUUGUACCUGUUUAUCCCUGUUCUGGAAGCCUUAUUUGUAUGUGAUACAAAAAAAUGGUUCCUGGAUUGCACAUUGAAUACUAAUUUUUUGCUGAAUUCAAUAGUUAAUUCUCACUCAGGUUACUGCCAUCAUUAUGUAUGUUUUUAUUUGCUUAAUAUACUUAUACAGCCUUACUGAUAAAAUAAUGUCAAGUUACUGGUUUAUAUUUGUCCAUUUUAAACUUGCAUAAAAGACAUGCCACUCAGAACGUUGUUUAUAGACUUUGGUGUAAAGUUGUAUUGAUGAUGAUAAUGACAGUGAAGGAGUUUGUUGAGUAAAUGUUUUUUCUUGUCAAAGCACUGAUGCUCAUAUUCCCUCUGUUUAGUUUCUGCUGUCUGUCUCUGGCCUGUGAAGCCUGUACAUUUGCGCAUGGCCAUGCAGGUCUUCUGUGUAACAAACAGAAUUUUUUGUUUGUUUUCCAUUUUUCUGCAGUAGUAUUCAACUUCAAUAAAUUUUUUUUGGUUA